AGAGUAUCCGAGAUGAACCAAUCCACAUUCUUAACAUAGCCAUCAAAACUGACUGUGACACUGAUGAUGAUGGACUUGCUUCAAUGUUCCGUGAGUUCACCCAAAACAAAAAAUUGAUACUAAUGGACCAUGGGAUUCGUCGACUGACCUUUUUAGUAGCACAAAAGGAUUUCAGAAAGCAGGUUAACUGUGAGGUGGACCAAAGAUUUCAUAGGGAAUUCCCCAAAUUUUUCACUUUCCGUGCAAGAAACAAGUUUGAAGAAGACAGAAUCUACAGGCAUUUGGAACCAGCACUUGCCUUUCAACUGGAGCUUAAUCGUAUGAGGAAUUUUGAUUUAACAGCCAUACCUUGUGCUAACCACAAAAUGCAUCUGUACUUGGGCGCUGCAAAGGUCGAAGAGGGAGCUGAAGUCACAGAUUACAGAUUCUUUGUCCGUGCAAUCAUCAGACAUUCUGACCUAGUUACAAAGGAAGCCUCAUUUGAGUACCUUCAGAAUGAAGGUGAGCGCCUCUUGCUGGAAGCUAUGGAUGAACUGGAAGUUGCCUUUAAUAACACUAAUGUGCGCACUGACUGCAACCACAUCUUCUUAAAUUUUGUUCCUACUGUUAUCAUGGACCCUUCAAAGAUUGAGGAGUCUGUCCGAAGCAUGGUAAUGCGCUAUGGGAGCCGUCUCUGGAAGUUGCGUGUCCUGCAAGCUGAACUGAAAAUAAAUAUUCGUUUAACACCAACAGGAAAGCAGAUUCCAAUUCGAUUGUUUCUGACAAAUGAAUCUGGCUACUACUUGGACAUAAGUCUUUACAAAGAGGUGACAGAUUCAAGAACUGCACAGAUCAUGUUUCAAGCAUAUGGGGACAAACAGGGACCGCUUCAUGGGAUGCUCAUUAAUACUCCCUAUGUGACAAAAGAUUUGUUACAAUCUAAGCGAUUUCAAGCUCAAUCUCUCGGAACAACUUACAUAUAUGAUAUCCCUGAAAUGUUCCGUCAGGCGCUUAUAAAGCUAUGGGAGUCAAUGGAUGCA
Messenger RNA from Staurois parvus, 1019 nucleotides. Lineage: Eukaryota; Metazoa; Chordata; Amphibia; Anura; Ranidae. The record is from the annotation of a GenBank genome assembly.